AUGCUUCUGCAAUUACAUCAUCGAGACUACUGCGUCUCGGUCGAAUCCAAUGCAAUGGCGCCUGAACGGCACUGCCGGCGGAUCUACGUGUUUCCGAGGUCUACAGCCAGGGAUGUUCUCGUACAUCUCAGCUGGGUCUGGAGCCUGAGUCCGGAUCGAUACCGUACAGUUGACCCAAGGGACUGGCUCGCUGCAGCAAGGGUAUUCGCGAUUUGCUCGUGCAUGCUCUCCACCUUAGCAGCUGCAGGUCCUUCUCAAGCCGAUCUGUGGCAUGGUAUCCAAGAAAUUUUCUGUGAGGCUUGGGACCGUCUCCCACAGUCCGAUCUCGUGAUCAAGAGCACACGAAGCAACGCCUACGGGAUGGUCACAUUGGUGCCUAAAACAUACUUGGGCACCAAAGACCAAUUUUCUCACGGCCAACCGCCUAUCAGACUAGGCGACCGCUGCGAACAGUCGGGUCACGCCGCCUUAUUCCCAAUACCACCAUCUCAGAGAUCUGACGAGUCGUUCCGACGCCCGAAGUUCGAGAACUCUGGCCGACCGUGGUCUUGGGCUAUGACUCUCUGA
Molecule: messenger RNA, 567 nt
Organism: Cryphonectria parasitica EP155
Lineage: Eukaryota; Fungi; Ascomycota; Sordariomycetes; Diaporthales; Cryphonectriaceae
Exons: 5
Coding region: 1-567 (188 amino acids)
Source: RefSeq, a predicted model, not a curated record